Messenger RNA from Caenorhabditis auriculariae, 1766 nucleotides. NCBI's taxonomy places the organism in Eukaryota, Metazoa, Nematoda, Chromadorea, Rhabditida, Rhabditidae. The record is from the annotation of a GenBank genome assembly.
AUGAGCUCCAUCGUCGCCAAGUUCUUCGAAAAGUCUCGACUUCAGAAGGAGAAAGACCUGGCUGAGGAGCAAUGGAUCGCACGUCUUCACUUGCUGAAGACGUGCGGUGACCAGAUUCACGACGAUUUCGGGAACUUGGCUCUUUACGUAAGCUUUAAACGAAUUUUCAAACAUUAAUAAAUUUUUUUUCAGUUCAAUCUGGCCCACAAAAAGGGUGGAAUCGAUAGUUUCACGAGCACCGACGGACGCCUCAUGAUCGUGAGUUUUUUCAUUUAUUUUUUCAAAUACCUGAGAUUUUCGGAGACUUUUUCAAUUUUCAAAUAUCUUAAAAGUUUUGAGACCCUUUUCCAACAAGCUUCUAAUCGGAAAUUCUCCUUGAGAUCUUCCAAAAACCUUUAAAAUUCAUUUUUAUGAUUCUUUAGUUUUCUGAAUCCUUCUGACAUCAUCAUAACAGUUCCUAGAAGUCUUUAACCUUUAAAAAUCGUUCCCAAUAAAAUUAUGGGCUUAUGAUGGGAUUAACGGGGCUUAGAAGACCCCUAAAACUCCAAGAAGUCUUCUGAAAAGCUUCAAAAAAAUUAAAAUUGAAUAGCCCCCCUAAAAAGUUCCCUUUAGAGCCUUAAUAAACUACAUUUUCCAGAAAAAAAGCCUUUGUAAGCUUUUUUUUCUUUUUUUCAAAUAUUUUAUGUAUCUUAAUAUCCUUCCAAAAACCUCAGAAAACGCGAAACAGCCCAACAAACAUUCUUGAACUCCUUGCAAACGUCGCCAUAAUUUUCAGAAGCUUGCGGAAAAAAUGGUGACUAGCCUGGACGACGAUCUGGUCAUAGUCGAGCAGCAGAUCAUCACUCUCGAUCUUCUCCAACAGAAAAAUAGCCGGGAACUCGCCUUGGAGGUCCUGCAAAUCGCUCAAUUCAUUCGUUUCGAGUGCGUCCGGCUCAAAAAAGCCCUCCGGACUUUCCAACAGAGUUGUGUUAGUUCUUUUCUUUAUUUAGUUGUUUGGAAGAGUUUUUGUUGAGAAAUGGAGGUCGAAGUUUGUCAAAUAACUUUAGAAGAGAGUAACCAGCUCAUUUAAAAAGCAUGAAAGCUUCUAAGAAUCUUCUAACUAGGAAACUCCUUACCCCCUCUAAAGAAAAAUGUCUCGAAAUAGAUAUCGUUUUCGAGUUAGAACGCUUCAAAAGCUCAAAAUAGCGCUUUUUGUCUUAAUUUCAUAUUUUUCGGACUUUGAAGCUCCAUUACUUUAAAACAAGAUUUAUUGCGGGAAAUUUUUAUUCUGCAGUUAAUAGGUUCUAAAAUACACUCAAACAAAGUUUCAUCGAAGGUUCAACUCGGGGGCGUGAAAAAAAGUUUCCUAGUUAGUCACAACUUUAUUCCUUUUUUUAUUUUCGCUGUUUUCGAUUUGAAAAAGGUUAAGUUUGGCUCGGGUUUAACAACUUGCGAAAAUUGUUACCUCCCAAACUCUUUUUAAAAAAAUAUCAACUCGCCCUAAUUUUUUUCUCGGUUUUUUGGACUGAAUCUUUUGCUUUGUGCUUAUUCUCCUUAUAAAACCUUCUGUUAGAACUGUUCCCGGUCUUUAUAAAACCUUUGGCCAUUUUCUAGCAAGAUAAAGACCAAAAGUCGAUUCACUACCAGCUUCGAAUAAAUUUAAUAUUUUUCAGGAAAACCACAUAUUUCAUUCUCUAAUGAUCAAGGAGCUAAAUGACAACGUCGGACGCCUCCAAUACGCUAUAUCUCAAGUCCCCGAUUUCGAGCAAAUCCGUCGUCGGCUUUAA